Oreochromis niloticus (Nile tilapia) is the source of this 677-nucleotide messenger RNA. RefSeq lists its product as uncharacterized. The record is from RefSeq and is a predicted model, not a curated record. Lineage: Eukaryota; Metazoa; Chordata; Actinopteri; Cichliformes; Cichlidae. The coding region runs from base 15 to 644 and encodes 209 amino acids. The transcript is spliced from 2 exons.
UUUUAAUAGGUUGUAUGAUUGUAUUUUCGAAAGGCGCCUGUACACUGGGUGAGGAUACUCCUGUGUCACUGACAUUUGAUUCUGCAUCAGACGAAAGUUCUUCAUCUGCAGUGAGUGCAGAUAAUUCCAUAAAGAAGAAUGCACAAACCCGAAAUACAUCUGCCAAGAGCAGGAAGAGAAAGUCAAAGAUGGAGUCAACUUUGGAAAUAUUUGCGGACAAGAUUACAAGCGCCUUGAAGAAUGAUGAGUCGGAGCUUCUGUUGAAGAUGCAAGCAGCUCAGCAUGAGCACGAUCUUAAAGUGCUCUCCAUGUUGACCCAGCUCAUCACACGCCAACAACCACCUUUCUACCAGCAGGCAGUACAGGUUCCACAUCUUUACUGCCCAACACAGUCUUCACUCAUCCAUUCCACUCCAUACCCCAUGGCUUCAACUCAGUCUCCACCAUUUGAGAUGUCCAAUCAGUCUCUGUCUUUCCAACAAGAUUUAGCUCAACCUCUUCCUUUUGGUAAUUCCCUUCCACCAUCUCACAAUCUGGGUCAGCCCUUUAGACCAGAACGACCAAACCCUCGAGACCAGGCUCAGCAUGCAUCCUUUAACCAGGCCUUUACGUCAUCCUACCCUCCUCCAGAUGAACAGGAUUAAACUACUUUAAGGCAUUAGUUUAAAUGUUAUAAA